Aegilops tauschii subsp. strangulata is the source of this 849-nucleotide messenger RNA. NCBI's taxonomy places the organism in Eukaryota, Viridiplantae, Streptophyta, Magnoliopsida, Poales, Poaceae. The record is from RefSeq and is a predicted model, not a curated record.
AUGGCGCUCGCAUCCGGGUUCUUCCCGCCGCCGUCGUACACCCCGGGUGCGUCCCGGUGCGCCCCCUUCUUCCCGGGCUUCGGCUUCGGCGGCGAGUGCUGCAACCCGUCGUUUGCCGGCUACUACGGCCACGAGGAGUACGCCCCAUCGGGCCCUUCGCCGCUCGCGAGCUCCAAGGACUACACUCCGUCGAGCCCCCUGCAGUCGCCGGAGCCGGACUACACUCCCUCGAGCCCGGACUACACUCCGGCGAGCUCCGAAUACACACCGUCGAGCCCGGACUACACUCCGGCGAGCCCCGACUACACUCCGGCGAGCCCGGACUACACUCCCGCGAGCCCCGACUACACGCCGGCGAGCCCCGACUACACUCCUGCGAGCCCCGACUACACUCCGACGAGCCCCGACUACACUCCGGCGAGCCCUUCGCGGUCGCUGGAGUACACUUCGUCGAGCCCUGUUCAGCUCGCUUUCAUGAUGCCGUCUCCUCCGCGCGGCGCAUCACCAGACUACACGCCCCUGACGCCGUCAGAGCACGCUGCCUCAUUGAGUCCUCCCGGUCCCGGGCGCGCUUCUUCGCCGGAUUACACGCCCAGCACGCCGCCUCCGUUCCCCCUGGUGGUGUCCGACGCCGAGUCGUGCGCGUCGCCGUAUUACACACCGUCAACUCCUUCCAGGAGCGCCGCGUCGCCGGACUACACGCCCAGCACGCCGCCUCCAUCGCCCCUGGCGUCAGAAGCAGACUCGACCACGUCUACAGCGCGCUGCCGCCACCAUCCGUACCAGAGGAGCAGCGGCAGCUGGAUCAACCGCGGCGGACGGAAGCAUAUGGUUGCUCUGAAAAACUGA